Messenger RNA from Chara braunii, 3893 nucleotides. Lineage: Eukaryota; Viridiplantae; Streptophyta; Charophyceae; Charales; Characeae. The record is from the annotation of a GenBank genome assembly.
AGCGGCAAAGUAUAGAGUCUGGUGACUGGAACAAAUCAUCAGAAGAGAGGGUCAAGUGAAUGCAUGCACCCCCUGCGCAAGGUCGAAGAGGGAGUGGGGACGGGGGAUGCGCGGACAUAGGAUGGGAGGGAGGAAGAGAGAUCAGGUAGUCUCUCUGCUGAUGCAAUUUUAAAGCUUUCAAGUGCAAGAUAUGUUCCAAACCACCAGGAAGAUUUGGAGAAGUGCUCGUCUUCCAUUGCCCAUGGACAGGGACUUGGUCAAGAUUAAGGGACAUAAGUAAUUUCCGCUUUCCAGGCACAUAUGACAAGGUGGUGAUUGUGAUUGUCUCUGCAAACUUUGUGAUUGUCUCUGCAAACUUGUGUGAAGGGUGGUCAUCGGUUAGUGUGACUCUCGUCAAGAUAAGAUCCGGGACGGGUGUCGCUUUCCACCUCCGCAUCCAUCUGUUAGUGUGGGAGAUAAGAGGCUUGUUCCAUAGAGUGGUGGGUCGAAUACAGCAAAGACGACAAAAACUGUCUUGUGGUGCUCGAUCCGGUGGUUUCGCCAGAGGAUAGAACUGCUGCGUGCAGGUGUUCGUUGGAUGUACAUAUGUUGUAGGACUGCUGCGAGCGGAUCGUCUCUGAGUUGCCGGUGUUUGGAAGCGCCUUUUCACCAUCCUUCCUCUUGCGGAAGGAGAAAGAGGGAGAGAACAACAGGGGGAAGAGAAAUAGGGAGAGCAGAAUAGGGGAGACUGAUGCGCGCAGGUGUUCGUUGAAUGUACGGUGCAGGACUGCUGCGAGCAGAUCCUCUCUGAGUUGUCGGUGGUCCGAAGCAACUCCUCCACAUUUGUUCUCUUCGGAAGGAGGAAGAGGGAGAGAACAACAGGGGGGAGGGAAAUAGGGAGAGCAGAAUAGAAGGCAGAGAAGUAGGGAGGAGACGCAAUGAGUGGUUGGUGUUGUAACCAGUCCUGUGUUGGGAGUGUUGUUAGGAGUGAAGGUUUGCUUGAUGAAAAGCUUCGGCUUCAGUUUUGCAGUGGUGGCGACGGUGGUGGGGACUUAGCAGGGACUCUUAGCCAGCCAGUUUUUUCUCUGCGAAGGACUCGAAGGUGGGUUCUCCGCUGUGGGGAGCUCUGCCGAAGACAAAAAUGUCUGUCGACAAAGAGGAAUGCACUGGUCGGGACCGACGGUGAAGAUAGGUAUGGGAAGAAGUCUUGCCGAAGCAAAGCCGAAUCAGGGAUCGCUGUCCGCAGCAGAGUACAGUUGGCAUCGUUCAAUGCGAAAGACGACUGGGGCCAGCGGACUACCUGUGCCGCUGUUGCAGCUGCCACGAGAAGCCCUGCUUGCCGAGGAAGCUGCCCCCUGCUCGCCGAUGCCUGGAAAGCAGCCCGGGACGGUACUGCUGAUUACCACCACCAGUGUGAUGCUUGGCUAAUCUUGCCUCUUCGCAAACGGAGAGGACAAGGUAGCUGCAGGUUGGCCGAUGGCAGCUGCCUAGCGAGGGGUGCUGGCAACAGAAGACAGGUCACUUUACACGAAGGAUUGGUGGAAUGCGCUGUACUUGACGAGGCGGCCGGGGAGGAGAACCCUAGCAUACCUGCUGAUCCUCAGCUGCGACAAUGGGUUGUAGCGGGCGGAGACACAUCGCCUUUUCGUAGUAGUCGAAGAGACCGUGCUCCUGCCAACUCCUUCCUUGACAGUGUGCCAGGAUUGGUUGAUGACUCUUCUGCUUCUUCUUCGCCGUCGUCGUCUUCUCCUUUGUCAUUAGAGUCGGAGUCUGCUGAGAGUUCGUCUGGGUUCGCAUCUGUAUCUGCUGCUGCCGCGACUGCUUCGGCAUUGACGAAGUUGGUGUCGGAAUCAACAUCUGCUUCGGAAGAGUUGGAAGAGGUCGCUGGUUCGAGUCUGGAAGAAAACUAUGUUCUCCUGUACAGGAGAGAAUCUGCAGGGAAAACAAAGCAGGGGCAGGACGGCAGAGGGUUGCCAGCUGCUGCCAGUGAUGAUGUUGGCACUCCCUCUGAGAAUGGGACCGUGGGGACCACCACCUCGCAGAGCUUGGAUACGAUGUCCUCGUCUAAGACCGGUAGUUCGAUGAGGAUGUCGUUGUUCAAUAUAGGUAGUUCAUGUGCCGAGGAGACGACUCAAAAACUGAGGGAUGCGAAGUCGGACGAGGAGUUGUGGAAAGUCAUGGAGGUCUUUGUUGAUGAAGGCACAAUGGCUGACCUCAUGGCUGUUUUUGGAAAGCUCAAGGAUGUCCGGAUGUGGCGGUUGGCUCUUAAGGUGUUCAGGUGGAUGCAGAUGCAAGAAUGGUACGUGCCAAGCGACCGUCUUUAUGCGAAAAUCAUAUCGAUUGUUGGCAAGUUUCAGAAAACGUCCAUCGCUCUGACCCUUUUCAACGAAGCGCAGUCGAUAGGGCUCGCGGAUAAUGUGAACGUCUACGGUGCCAUGAUCUUCGCGUACUCGCGAUCCGGCAUGGUCGAUGCGGCGAAAGCUAUGGUGGUGCGGAUGGAGGAGGAUGGUAUAGUUCCCGAUGCCUUCAUUCGGAAAUCCAUUGCCACGGGUAUGAGUUUCAGGAGUUUGACACGGGGCGCACGUCUGCAGAGUGUGGGAAAUGUGCUGGAGCAGUGGCGUCCAGAGAUGAGUGUGGAGGAAUUGCUAUCUUCGGUUCUGCCGGCCGAGGAGGCGGGGUCGUCGCCGAUGAUAUAUUCGCAAGUGCUGGCCCAUGCGGGGCGGUUUGGAGAUUGCGAGAAGAUGGAGCGGGUGCUGAAGGAGAUGAAGGAGAAGGGGUAUGCUUUGUCGGAGAAGGACUACAACAGUGUGCUGUCCUGCUACAGCCGCCAAGGGGAAGUGGAGAAGAUGGGGGAAGUGUGGGAGCAGAUGCUGGCGAAAGGAUGGCAGCCAUCCGUUCAUUCCUGCACGACGAUGCUUGACGGUUAUGGUCGAAAGCACAUGUACGACGCGAUGGACAAGCUCUUGGCCGUCGUGCAUGCGGCAGGCUUGAGGCGAGAUCAGAUUAUGCUCGAGGUGUUGCUGCUUGCGUUUAUCAGGGGCCAACAAUGGGAUAGGAUGGAGGCGAUUCGCGACGAGGUGCGGGCCCGGGGCUAUCGCCUCGGCGCAAAAGUCUACUUCGUCAUGAUCGAAGAGUUUGCCAAGUGGGAGCGCUACGAUGCAAUGGAGAAGGCUUAUCGAGAAUUGAUUGAUGCCGGAUACCGACCUGACGUGGACACGUACGGAAAGUUAAUCGACGGAUGUAAGGAGGGUCGUAAGUUCGAUCUUAUGGAAGAGGUAAUUGCUGCAGUGCCAGAUUCGAAGAGGCGUGGAAGGAGACAGGUUCAGGAGAGGAAGGAGAAUUACGUUCCAUUGGAAGGCCGGAAACCUUCACCGAGUGGUCGGUGGAAAAGACUCGGCAGCCGGGGACCACGGAGACGAGGACAACAGGAGGAGGUUGAAAUGGUCAAACAUUGAGGGUUCUGUUGAUUGGCCUAGUUUCUGUGUUUUCCUGUGGCUAACCUUCCUUUGCGUUUUCGUUCCAUGAUCUCACUGCCUUGAACUUGAAACUGAAAAGAAAAAAAGAAAAAAAGGUCCAAAAGUAUCCAUUUGUUGCAGAGGGUGAAAUCGGAAAUGACGCCGUUGUACAGAGGGCAAAUUGGAAAUCAAGCCAUUCAUUGCGCGAGACCAUACUUUUUCUGCCCGGCGCAGACGUCAGGCUGGACGGACUCAGUCUGACAAGCAGCGCAAUAGUUUUUUUCGGCAGUGUUUCGAGCCCUUGGAUAUGUUUUUUGAACUUUUUGUGAAAGAGGAGAGUGAUGAUUUUUCUUCUUUUUUUUUUCGAACGAAGAGAGUUGUGAUGUAGUUUGCAACUCAACAUCUAUUUUCUGUCCAUGGUUCUGUACGCCAGUGAAGCAGUAAAUGUUCGGAUAAGGC